Molecule: messenger RNA, 1932 nt
Organism: Sipha flava (yellow sugarcane aphid)
Lineage: Eukaryota; Metazoa; Arthropoda; Insecta; Hemiptera; Aphididae
Exons: 3
Coding region: 51-1868 (605 amino acids)
Source: RefSeq, a predicted model, not a curated record
GAGCUACACGCAUCAGUGUAAUUGUUUCAUUCAAACAGCAGGGUUCAACAAUGUCUGCGGUUUCAACAAUGGGAAAGAUGAAGUUCGUGUUCAAGAAUGUCGUACAGAUACUUUUACUCAUUGUAGUUCUAAAUGGAGUUGAUUCAGUAAGAAUACCAGGAAAAACAGGAAUUACAAAAAUACAGGAGGCACCACGUUAUCGAUUUCAUUACUAUCUACAAGAUGAUAAAACAGAAGACAAUAAAUCACAUGAAAACUAUAAGAAUGGAGAAAAAGUUCUUAGUUCAUACACUGAAACUAAUUCAAAUGGUGAUUUGCAUAUUGUCAAUUAUCAUGCAAAUAAAUCAAAUGGAUUACCAAUUGAUGUCAAUAAUGAAGCUGGCGCUUCUCCAUUAAAGAUAUCUCUAAAUAACCAAGUAUAUAAACCAGAAAUCUAUGCUUCAAAAGAACCAAUUGGGUCUUCAGAAGUAUCACCAAUUAUUGUAGAACCAAUGAUCAUACAAGAACAGAAAUCUUCUAAAUCAAUGGAAAUGGAUUCCAAAGAUGAAUAUCAUCUUGCAGAAACUACGGACAAAGUUACUCAAUCAACUGAAGAAAUUAGUUCAAAUCAAACUGAAGAUCGUAAAGAUGACAUUAGAGAUGAUCAGUCAACAGAUCAAAUAUUGAUUCAAGAAGAAGAAAUAACAACUAAACCAACAGAAUUUACAGUUCCAUUUACAAAACCACACCCAGUAAACACAGUUGAUUUUAAGUAUAAUGACAAUGAAGCUAUGAAAAAAGAUAUUGUUAAAGUAAUACAAAAUCUUAAUGUAAAUCAGGAACAAUAUGAUCCUCAUUUAAAUUUUAAAAGCCCAUUAUCUGAUAAACCACUUAAAAUAGUUGGUGCAGAUUCCAUGGAAAAAGAACAACAGCAAAGUCAUCAACCAAGCCAUGGACAUUCAAACUUUAAAAGUCAACAAUUAUCAAAUAAGCCAUUGAGAUUAUAUGGAUAUAAUCCAUCAGUUUUCGGAUCAUUGUAUGAUAUGCAUGUUGAUUAUAAUCGACCACCACAAAUCCAGCAGCCGCCAAAUUCACUCAACCAAGGUCAAUUCACAGGGUAUGAAGCACAUAGAGAUGAUGUUAAACCACAGACUUAUGAAAGUUCUGGAAUACAUUUAUCCCAAUCAAGUUCAAUCUUUCAAUCAGAUUACAAAGAAAAUCAAAAAUAUAAUACACCAACAAUAAAAAUUCCACAGCCACUGUAUUAUUACGAUCCAAAUGCAAUGGUAAUGUUACCAAUAUAUACUAAUAUGAUCCCAAAUUCUUAUCCAUUGGUACAAAAUAAGCCACAACCAUCUCAAUCACAAGCGAACUCUGGCAAAAAUAAUUUCAAUUUAAUGCACAUUUUGAGUGGUGGCAGUUUCUAUAAAGGCUCAGAGCAAGCAGAAAGUUCUCAACAACUGACAGUAAAAGAUAUAAUAAAACAAGAAUCCAAUAAAUUGGAAAAAUUGAAACCAACAGAAACACAUGAUAAAUCAAAAACUCCACAAACAGUGAUGUUUUAUUUGAAUCCUGGUGAAUCACAAGUUGAUUUAAAGUCAUUCACAUCCAGCCCUUUACAACUUUCAUAUAAUCAACAAGCACCACAUGAUUGUAAUGGACAAAAUCAUAAGACUCCAGCAGUUAAAUCAGACAAACUACUUCAACCAAUACCACUCUGUUCAGAUUGUGUACCUGCUUUGGGAUUGAUGGGUUUAUCAAAUACAAAACCAGCAGAAAUUCAACAAAAGAAAUCUGUCAUUAGUCCUCAGGUGAUGCCAAUAUGGAAUGGACAAAAUGCCUCAAAAUACAAUUACUUAAUCUUACCCACUCCAAUUACCAAGAAAUAAUUUAAGCUAAUAAGGCUUCUGCCUUAAAAAUAACUUAAAAAUAUGACUGGAUUAUUAACAUUUA